AUGAAUCCUGGCUACACGAAUGUUGCUAACUGCGAGAAGGUCGAUGACUCAAAGUACAGCAAUUUUUUACAGAUGCAAGCCAGCAGAAAACCAACCUACAACUAUAUGAAACCUAAAAGGCCUAUACCCACCGAAAAAACAAGAAAAAAGUACGAAGAUGCCAUAGAACAUGAUACAUUGGACGAAUUGAUGGAUGAUGACGGAAAUGAUCACCUUCGUCAAAACGACUCACCAGAUGCAUAUAUGACAGAAGGUGAUGAUGCUGACGAUCCUGAUGAUUCACCAAGAUAUAACGACGACGACUAUCAUAGUACCACAGGUGACGAUGAUUCGUAUGAAGAUUCCGAAGAUUUAAAUAGUAAUAUGCUUUUCAAUGAAAACUAUGACGGCGGUGACAACAAUGUCGAUGAUAAGUCCAACGAAUUCAAUGCCUACGAAGAAAAUAAUAAUGGACUAAUGGAUGAUAGUCCACAGGAAAAUGAAUAUGAAUCCGAAAAUGGUUACAACGAGAUAAAUGACACUGAUGAUUACGAUGACGUUAUUGAAGAGGAGGAAGAAGAAACAGGUGAAGAUAUAGGGGAUGUCCUAUCUCCUAAUGGCCUCGAAUAUCUUGGGGCAGGUUACGAUUUGUUGAAAGGGAACCCACUCGGCGACACCGUCAUUUUACUCGACCCAGGUUAUAGGGCCAGCAUCAUUCAGAUGCAUUGGCGAAACGACGGUGAAGGAUUUUCGAACAGUCGGGAAUACAUCCAACCCAAAGGCGCAUGGGUUCGACCAUACAUAUCUUGCCAUAAAGGUGAAACCAUUUCCGAUGUAGGAAAGUCGCAAUCCUUUACCGAUGUACUUUCAGUUGAUGCAGAGGUCUCGGCUUCCUUCCCCGGAGAUGCUCUCAAAUUCGCGGCUUCUCUGAACUAUAAUAACAUCAAGAAAUCACAAGAAAUGAAAGAUGUAAAGACUUACGUCAGCCGUUCCUACUGUUUCAAUUACGUUGCUGGUAUACCUAUGUCCAUCAAAUGGGACUUCACAGCGGCUUUCGAUGUGGCACUACGCACGCUUUCGAAAAAUUUCGAAGAAGAAGCUCGCGGGAUGCGUUGCACAACGAGGGAUUACCGUGCCAACCCUACAGGCAAGGAUUGCGUGGAGUUAGGUGUUUCCGCUUGGAUGCGCCUAUUUACUAUAUUCGGCACCCACGUUACGAGCAAGGUUUACCUGGGCGGCAAAAUGCUCACGAUCAUGGAGACUAAGGCCUCUCAGGAAGCGGACCUAGCUAAACGUGGUAUAGACAUUCAAGCUGAGCUCAGUGUUCAGGCACAAGCUGCUAUGGUGGAUACCUCAGUCAGUGCGAGCACUUCAAAAUCCUUAGUGACGAGCAAAGAAUCCUUGGAUACAAGGAAUUCGAUGUUUGUUAUGGGUGGCAACAUUUACGGUAAUGGCCAAAGCUUGAUGUUCAACGAUUGGGCUGCCACCGUAUCUAAAUUUUCAAUGCCAAUCAAAGCGGAGUAUACUCCAAUCGCAAUGUUUUUGGAUCCCGAAUAUAUGGAAGCAUAUAAUGACGCCUAUUUAUUUUAUGGCAAAGUCCUUUUAGGAGAUGAUGCCAUUCCGAAGUGA
Molecule: messenger RNA, 1608 nt
Organism: Babesia sp. Xinjiang
Lineage: Eukaryota; Apicomplexa; Aconoidasida; Piroplasmida; Babesiidae
Exons: 1
Coding region: 1-1608 (535 amino acids)
Source: RefSeq, a predicted model, not a curated record